AAGGAAAGGGGUGAUGAUGAGCCCACAAUAGAAGCCGGCAGUUAAAGCUAAGAAGCGCCCAGCUGGAUCAGACCGAAACCCUGUCUAUUCCAGCAUCCUGUGGCCAGUCAGAUGCCUCUGGGAAUCCCACAAGCAUGAGGGCAAUAAGCCUGUUGCUUCCCAGCAGAAUUAGGUGGAGCCACCGUGUAAAUAUUACUAUCUUUGGUAAAAUAGGCUAGUUUCCACCCACCCACUAUUUCUCACGCCCUCCUUCUCUGUCCUCCGUCCAAACAAUCCGAAGGCAUUAUCAGCGUUCAAGGACACAUUCCAGCCAGGCAGAAACAUUCUAACAGAGCUUCUCUUUCUCUUCAUUUGUCCAGUACGGUAGCACCAGAGUGCAGAAUGUGUUGAGUUUUAAUUUGGCAUUCCUUCAAUGUUUUCCUGUUGUUUUUCAUUGCAGUUUGUCUUUAAGUGCUAUUUGAAAGUGCACCAGAAACUACAGGUGGCCUCGCAUAAAUAUGGUAUCUAUAGCGGUGUGUGUCCCCCCCCCCCCGGUGUAGAUCCACCCUUAUAUAAUUUUGGAGUCUUCACUCAAGCUUUUACUUUUAAAGUUUGUGCACAUAUAUCCUGGAAAUCUGUUGGCUGGCUAAUAGGGGUACUUUAUUUAUUUAUUGUUAUUUCUUAAAUUUAUAUAUUGAUCAUAGGGUGGUUCACAAGGUAAAAAUACAGGAUAAAAGCACAAAUGAAUAGUUAAAACAGAAACGAAGCAAAACAAUAACCCCCCCCCCACACACACACAGACAAAAGGUGUAGAAUAUUAAUCAGCCAAUGGCCUGAUUGAAGAGGAAUGUUUUCCCCUAGUGCCUAAAGAUGUAUAAUGAAGGUGCCAGGCGAGCCUUCCUGGAGUAUGUCUUUGCAUUCCACAAAUGGGGAGCCGCUGCAGAAAAGGCCCAUUCUCGUGAUGCCACCCUCCAGACCUCACAUGAUGAUUGCAGAGUCCGGGUCGGUUUAUAUGGGGCGAGGCGGUCCUUGAAGUAUUGCAGUCCUGAGCCGUUGCAACUUGUUUAGCUGAACAAAUGAUUUCUUAAUUGAUUUAAUCUGUUGAAUAUUGGAGCCCCAAAAUGUACUCUCCAGGCAGAGGCAAUCUAAGGUUGCCAAUGUGGGUCUAAGUCAGGGGUCAGCAAACCUUUUCAGCAGGGGGCCGGUCCACUGUCCCUCAGACCUUGUGGGGGGCCGGACUAUAUUUUCGGGGGGGAAAUGAACAAAUUGCUAUGCCCCACAAAUAACCCAGAGAUGCAUUUUAAAUAAAAGCGCACAUUCUACUCAUGUAAAAACACAAGGCAGGCCCCACAAAUAACCCAGAGGUGCAUUUUAAAUAAAAGGACACAUUCUACUCAUGUAAAAACAUGCUGAUUCCCGGACCAUCCGCAGGCCAGAUUGAGAAGGCGAUUGGGCCUCAUCCGGCCCCCGGGCCUUAGUUUGGGGAACCCUGGUCUAAGUCAAACAUCUGUGGCCCUCCAGAUUUGUAGUCCAGCAAUGCCUGGGGACCUGAGGUUAAGAGAGUACAACAACAUGUGACCGUUUUCUUGUUCACUCCCUGGCAGCGCUGGAAUCCCGUGAUUGGCUUCUGCGAGAAGUUACUGCCCAGUGACCGCUGGCAGUGGAGCGAUGUGAGUGGGCUGAAGCAUCAGAUGCUCGAAAGCUUUGAGUUGCCAUCGCCUCACUGGGAAUGGGAAUCUGACUGGUAUGUGGAUGAAAGUUUUGGAGGGGACCCCACAGAGAAAGGGGGCUGGACAUAUGCUAUAGAUUUCCCAGCCACCUACACCAAAGACAAGAGGUGGAAUUCCUGUGUGCGGCGGAGGCGAUGGAUUCGGUACCGGAGAUACAAGUCGCGAGACACAUGGGCAAAGAUUCCAUCCCAACAGGAUCCCAUGCAGUUGCCGGAUCCUUUCAAUGAUCUUUCCGUCGGAGGAUGGGAGAUUACAGAUGAGCCAGUAGGAAGGUUGUCAGUCUGGGCCGUGUCUUUGCAAGGAAAGGUCUGGUACAGAGAAGACGUCUGCCAUCAUAAUCCGGAAGGUUCUUCGUGGUCUUUAAUUGCUACCCCCGGUGAAGCCGUCCAGAUCAGCUGCGGGCCAUACGACCUUCUCUGGGGAACUCUCUGGGAAGGGCAGGCGAUCGUGAGGGAAGGGAUUGACAGAAACAACCCUCAAGGAAUUUCUUGGACAAUUGUGGAGCCUCCGGUCCCAGAGAAUGGAAUCUUACAUGUGUCAGUGGGUGUGAAUGUUGUUUGGGCAGUUACCAAAGACCGGAAAGUCUGGUUCAGAAGAGGUGUGAACUCUCACAAUCCGUGCGGCACCAGCUGGAUCGAGAUGGUUGGCGAGAUGGUGAUGGUGAACGUCGGCUUGAAUGACCAGGUCUGGGGGAUCAGCUGUGAGGACAGAGCCGUUUAUUUCCGUCAAGGCAUCACCCCAAGUGAGCUGAGUGGGAAAACGUGGAAAGCGAUUGUUUGCAGCCGAGAUAGUGACCGAUCGCAGACUGGCAGCUCAACAAGUCUCCUCAGUGCUGGCUGUUUCUUCACGGAUGACAUCAAGGAACAAACCAACUCCAUAUUCCGAAGUGAGGGAGACCUCCCGUCCGAUAUUGAGGCACCGCUGGUUCUGGAAAACGUUUGUCUGCCUGGGUGUGCGGCAGGUGACGACAGGCCCCAACAGGCACCGGAAUCGGACGCAGGCCCGGCUGUGAAUCUUGUCCCAUCCCCUCUUGACGAAGCCAACCCUGCGACGGAUAAAGGGCUCGCGGAUGUCCCAGAAGCACCUGCCUUGGGUCCAGAGUCUCAACCUGCUGAAUUGCAGUGGACAAACAUUGACCUGAAGGAGGCCAAGAAGCCAGCUGCGGCCUCUGCAAGCACCUCGGCUGAUGCAUCCAGCCUGUCCUCUUUUGGCACGUUAUCCGUUGGCAUAGAGGACCAUUUGGUGGCCGACGAACAUCCGUUGUGGGCCUGGGUCUGUGGCGGAGGCUGCUUUGUGGAUUCACACAGCUCCCUCAAGUGGUUCACGGUGCAGUCAGCCUUAUCCUCUUCCGGGCAGUCGCUCUCUCUCUCCAUCACCCCUGCACAGACUGCCGUGUGGCGGAAGCAGAUCUUUCAGCAGCUCACGGAAAGGACUCGGCGGGAGGUGGAGAACUUUCGACACUACGAACAGGCUGUCGAGCAGUCUGUCUGGGUCAAAACUGGAACCUUGCAGUGGUGGAGAAGCUGGAAGCCUUACAGGUGGGUUGAUGUGCGGGUGGCCCUCGAGCAGUUCACUGGGAACGACGGCACAAGGGACAGCAUCCUCUUCAUCUAUUACAUGCACUACGAGGAGAAGAAGUACAUCCAUGUGUUCCUCAAUGAAGUAACCAUCCUGGUUGAGAUCCUGAAUGAGGCCAAACAUUCCUUCGCUCUGUAUACGCCGGAAAAAACCAAGCAGCGCUGGCCCAUUCGACUAGCGGCUGCUACCGAACAGGAGAUGCACGACUGGCUGGCUCUCCUGAGCAUGUCCUGCUGUGAAAGCCGGCAGAUCCAGGGCCCGCCCUCCCAUCAGGCCAUCUGGUCCGUGACCUGCAAAGGGGACAUCUUCGCUAGUGAGCCAAGUCCCGACAUGGAGGCAGUGACACACCCAACGCCGUGUGACCAAAUGUUCUGGCGCCAGAUAGGCGGACAUCUCCGAAUGAUUGAAUGCAACAGCCGCGGCAUAGUCUGGGGUGUUGGGUAUGACCACACCGCCUGGGUUUACACCGGUGGAUAUGGAGGAAGUUUCUUCUCAGGUCUAGCAAGCAGCGCAGAUAACAUUUACUCACAGUCGGAUGUGAAGUGUGUCUACAUUUACGAGAAUCAGCGGUGGAAUCCUGUCACUGGAUACAGCAGCAGGGGCCUCCCCACGGAUCGGUAUAUGUGGAGCGAUGCCUCCGGCUUGCAGGAGUGUACGAAGACCAACACCAAGCCCCCAUCGCCACAAUGGUCUUGGGUUUCUGACUGGUACAUCGAUUUUAGCGUUUCGGGUGGCACUGAUCGGGAAGGGUGGCAAUACGCAGCUGACUUUCCAGCGUCUUAUCACGGGCACAAGACAAUGAAGGACUUUGUGCGGCGAAGGCGCUGGGCCAGGAAAUGCAGAUACGUCACCAGUGGUCCUUGGCUGGAAGUCCCCCCAAUAGCCCUAUGGGAUGUUUCCAUCAUUCCUGAAUCUCUGGCUGCUGAGGACGAGUUUGUGGCUCUUUGGGCUAUCAGCGACAAGGGAGAUGUGCUUUGCCGACUAUGCAUCACGCCCCAAAACCCAGCUGGAACAUCCUGGCUCCACGUGGGAACAGAUCAGCCCUUCGUUUCGGUUUCCAUCGGAGCAUUUCACCAGGUCUGGGCCGUGGCCCGCGAUGGCUCCAUCUUCUAUCGCGGUUCAGUAUCGCCAAACAAACCUGAAGGCGACUGCUGGUACCAUAUUCCUUCUCCCCCGAAGCAGAAGAUAAAGCAAGUCUCUGUUGGACGAACCUCUGUCUUCGUUGUGGAUAAAAAUGGUAAUCUGUGGUAUCGCCAGGGCAUCACACCAAGCUACCCUCAAGGCUCCAGCUGGGACCACAUUUCAAACAACGUCCGCAAAGUGUCCAUUGGGCCUUUGGACCAGGUCUGGGUGAUAGCUGACAAAGUACAAGGGAGCCAUAGCUUGAGCUGUGGAACGGUCUGUCAUCGGACGGGAGUCCAGCCAAUGGAGCCAAAAGGCCAUUCUUGGGACUACGGCAUUGGGGGAGGAUGGGAACACAUCACAGUAAGAGCCAACGCCAUGGAGAGCACCAAGGCUGUGGCCCAGGAAGCCUCUGCAGGGCAUCCCGCCGAGCCCAACAAAACUGAAGCUGGAGAGAGUGAAGGAGGAGGAGGAGACCCUCCCCAAAACACCGUCUUGGUGGACACGGCUCAGGGCUUGGACCGGAACGCUGUCCAUUGUUAAUGCGCUCCAUUCUCUAUAGAGACGUGGGUGUAGCAUUUUGCUUCCUCUCCACUCACUUCACGCACUCCCAAUCGGUGUAAAGUUUCAGUGGAUCUGUGCCUGUUUCUGAACACACUCGUCUCGCCCGGACAGAAGAGGGAGUUGAGUAUUCGUGAAGGCUUAAGGAGUCCAAGUCUGCCUAGUUAUGUGGUUGGCUGUAGACCUUUUGUUUAUUUCAGUGGGUUUUGGGGAGACUGUCAUAGAGACCCCCAUGCAAGCCCCCCUUGAAACACGGAGGAGUUUGCACAGCCACAAGGCUCUGCAGAUCAGGGCCCUGGAUCCAGGGAGUCAAACCUGGUCCUCUCUGAAUGCCGCAGGACUCCAGCUCCCAUCAGUCCCAGCCAACAAAGCCAAUGGUUGGUGAUGAUGGGAGCUGUAGUCUUAACAACAGCAGCUGGAGAGUCCCACAUUGGCUUUCCGUCCUUUAGAUGCAUUGUUCAUUAGAACUGGAUUUUUCUAAGUGAACAUUUUUUAUGUUUGUUUUUGUGGGAGGGCGUUGUCGUUGGGUCCUUUUUGUAAUUAAUUUAUUCUCUUCGUAAUAUUUAUUAUAUUAUGCACAGCACUGCCGAAUAGGCUACAAUGAUGCCGGAUCUGCCCAAUUAAGCUGAGCCCCCCUUUUUUUUAAGCAGCUGCUAUGAAAACUGAGACAAAUGUAAAUAGGACUCUGACGUCCUGGUCCGUCCCGUCCCCCCACAAGCCCUUUCAUCAAACAUGUGAAAUGAUGAUCCCGCUGAUUUCAUUGGAUCUGCUGUGUGAGGUCAAGUUCUUGACCGGCGAGAAUCCCUCCCCCCUUUCGGAGGUGAUUUGCUGAAACUGAACCUCUUAGGGUUAAUUCUGUGUAAUGUGCUUUCUUCUUUUUCUUUUGUUAGUGCCAGUUACAUCUGCUCUAAAAUAGUAGCAGAACAAAGUUAAGUCAGCAGCACUGGUCGGCAACUGGCUGCCCUGUGUCAGUUGGUGCCCAUGAAAAAUCACCAGCACAUCUUCUAACAACUGCAAGUGGGGCAAGCACAGAUAGAAAGCAUAUUGGGUGCUCCUGCACCUCAAAGCUCCUUGCCACCGCUCACCCACUUUAGAUACUGCGUCCUUUGCCAACCUGGCACCUUCCAUAUAUAGCCCAAUAACAUGUGGAGGUCACCAUAUUGUUGAAGGCUUGGAUCAGGCAUCCCCAAACUGCGGCCCUCCAGAUGUUUUGGCCUGCAACUCCCAUGAUCCCUAGCUAACAGGACCAGUGGUCAGGGAAGAUGGGAAUUGUAGUCCAAAACAUCUGGAGGGCCGAAGUUUGGGGAUGCCUGGCUUGUAAUUGAGGCAGAGAGCCAAAGAAGCCUAACUCCUUGCCCCUUUUGAAUUGCCCUACCAGCCAAUCUAGUUGCUGAUCACAAUCACUUACCUGUCUUUGGAUUUUGGAGGUCGGGCUGGCCUGUAAUUAG
This is a messenger RNA of Zootoca vivipara (common lizard), 6418 nucleotides long. Lineage: Eukaryota; Metazoa; Chordata; Lepidosauria; Squamata; Lacertidae. The record is from RefSeq and is a predicted model, not a curated record.